AUGGAACGCUUCAUUGACAACUUGCCGCCGAUGGAUCUGAUGCGAUCGGAGAAGAUGACGUUUGUUCAACUCAUCAUCCCGGCCGAGUCUGCUCAGCGUGCCGUUUCGUAUUUAGGCGAACUCGGUCUUCUUCAAUUCAGAGACUUAAAUGCUGACAAAAGUCCUUUCCAGAGAACAUUCGUUAAUCAGGUAAAGCGAUGUGCAGAAAUGUCAAGAAAGCUACGUUUUUUUAAGGAUCAAAUCAAUAAAGCUGGUCUAAUAUCGCCUUCUCGUACUCUAUUGCAACCGGACAUAGACUUGGAGGAUUUAGAGGCACAUCUUGCUGAGCAUGAACAUGAGCUAAUUGAAAUGAACUCUAAUAGUGACAAGCUUCGGCAAUCAUAUAACGAACUUCUGGAAUUCAAGAUUGUUUUACAGAAGGCAUGCAGCUUUCUUAUUUCUAGUCAUGGUCGUGCUAUUUCAGACGAGGUAGAACUACAAGAUAAUAUAUACUCAAAUGAUGACUAUGUUGAAUCAUCAUCUUUGCUUGAUCAGGAAAUGAGACCCGAACCAUCAAAUACGUCUGGUUUAAGGUUUAUCAGUGGGAUAAUUUGUAAAUCCAAGGCUCUUAGGUUUGAAAGGAUGUUAUUUCGUGCUACAAGAGGCAAUAUGCUUUUCAAUCAUGCACCAGCUGGUGAACAAAUCAUGGAUCCUGUUACAACUGAGAUGAUUGAGAAAACAGUAUUCGUUGUGUUUUUCUCUGGGGAACAGGCAAGAACAAAAAUUCUGAAAAUUUGCGAGGCAUUUGGUGCAAAUUGUUAUCCUGUGCCUGAAGAUAUAAGCAAACAUGGGCAAAUAACUAGGGAGGUUACAUCACGCCUUACUGAUUUAGAGGCAACUUUGGAUGCUGGGAUUAGGCACCGGAACAAAGCACUAGCUUCUAUAGCAGACCAUCUAGCAAAAUGGAUGGACCUGGUAAGAAGAGAGAAGGCUGUGUAUGAUACACUGAACAUGUUAAAUUUUGAUGUCACAAAAAAAUGUCUUGUUGGAGAGGGAUGGUGCCCUAUGAUUGCAAAAACACAGAUGCAAGAGGCACUGCAACGUGCAACUUUUGAUAGCAAUUCUCAAGUUGGCAUAAUUUUCCAUCAAAUGGAUGCAGUGGAAUCACCACCUACAUAUUUUAAGACCAACAGUUUCACAAACCCUUAUCAGGAAAUUGUUGAUGCAUAUGGUGUUGCAAGAUACCAAGAAGCAAAUCCCGCAGUUUACACAACUGUUGUAUUCCCCUUCCUAUUCGCAAUGAUGUUUGGGGACUGGGGUCAUGGAAUUUGCCUGUUGCUGGGAGCAUUAAUUCUUAUAUCACGUGAAAACAAGCUCAGUACACAGAAGCUUGGAAGCUUCAUGGAGAUGCUAUUUGCAUUUCAUUGCCGGGAUACUUCAUGCAGGGAUGCCCAUACCAUUGGCUUAGUCAAAUACCGUGAUCCAUACCCAUUUGGUGUGGAUCCUAGCUGGCGUGGAAGUCGUACAGAAUUAUCUUUUCUGAACUCUAUGAAGAUGAAGAUGUCCAUUCUGUUUGGUGUGGCACAUAUGAACUUGGGAAUUAUAUUAAGUUAUUUCAAUGCUCGUUUCUUUGGAAGUUCAUUGGAUAUAAGGUACCAAUUUGUGCCACAGAUGAUUUUCCUUAACAGUCUCUUUGGAUAUCUUUCCCUUCUCAUUAUUGUUAAGUGGUGUACUGGCUCUCAAGCAGACCUUUAUCAUGUGAUGAUAUAUAUGUUUUUAAGCCCUACAGACGAACUUGGUGAAAAUCAGUUGUUUUGGGGCCAAAGACCACUUCAAAUUGUGUUAUUGCUUUUGGCUGUAAUUGCAGUUCCAUGGAUGCUCUUUCCGAAACCUUUUAUACUAAAAAAGCUUCAUACUGAGCGAUUUCAAGGCCGUAGUUAUGGUAUUUUGAAUAGUUCUGAAAUGGAUCUUGAAGUGGAGCCAGAUUCUGCCAGGGAACAUCAUCAUGAAGAGUUCAAUUUCAGUGAGGUUUUUGUUCACCAAAUGAUUCAUUCCAUCGAGUUUGUUUUAGGUUCAGUUUCUAAUACGGCGUCAUAUCUUCGACUGUGGGCAUUAAGUUUGGCUCAUUCAGAACUUUCUACAGUUUUCUAUGAGAAAGUGUUGCUUCUUGCUUGGGGGUAUGACAAUCUCAUCAUUCGUUUAGUAGGGCUAACAGUUUUUGCCUUUGCAACUGCCUUUAUACUACUUAUGAUGGAGAGUCUCAGUGCUUUUCUUCACGCCCUGCGGCUUCACUGGGUAGAAUUUCAAAAUAAAUUCUACCAUGGUGAUGGCUACAAGUUCAAGCCUUUUUCAUUUGCUUCUUUAACAGAGGAUGAUGAUUGA
Vicia faba (fava bean) is the source of this 2361-nucleotide messenger RNA. The record is from the annotation of a GenBank genome assembly. NCBI's taxonomy places the organism in Eukaryota, Viridiplantae, Streptophyta, Magnoliopsida, Fabales, Fabaceae.